Messenger RNA from Halichondria panicea, 2619 nucleotides. RefSeq names its product WD repeat-containing protein 44-like. Gene Ontology annotation, molecular function: protein binding. Lineage: Eukaryota; Metazoa; Porifera; Demospongiae; Suberitida; Halichondriidae. Bases 104 to 2503 code for a protein of 799 amino acids. The transcript is spliced from 17 exons. The record is from RefSeq and is a predicted model, not a curated record.
AUUUAGGUUGGGGGGCGGAGUUAGUAUUGAUUUGAGAAUCUGUAGUAGCCGAGUAGCCGGCCUGUUUGUUUACGUGUGUGCGUGUCCUUGUGUAGUGUUAGAGAUGGCUACAGAGAGCAGCAGCAGUGAGGAGUAUUUGAGUGCUGACGAGGGCAAUGAGGAGAAGUCACCAGAUAAAAGCAUGAGAUUACUAGAGGACCAGUUGCUUUCUGUUGAGCCCAGGAAAGAUGGCCCCAUAUCCGAUCCUACACCUUCCCAGCUGUCACCGGACCCUGGCCCUCCUGAGGAGACCUCACAUCACGUGGAGGCUGCACAUAACCUACAAUCUGUGGUACUAUCAGAGGAAGAGAAAGCUCCUGUACCUCCACCACGGACCAAGCGGAAGAAACGACAGAUGAACAAGCCACCCUCCAUGGAGAACCUUCUCAUUGAGGCAGAGCCCCUCCCACUAAAGCAACGCUCAAGGACUGUGUGCAGCUCUGACCUCACGUUCCAUCGAGCCCUUUCUCCACCCACUCACACUGGCACUGGCACAGCCGACAGCCCCACAGAAGUGAGGAAGAAAUCAGACACUGAUAUCGAACAAGAGAGCCAAUCCUCUUCAGUGGAGACCAUAGAAGUGCAAGAUCAUGUGACCCGCUCAUCAAGAAGUGCCACACCCACUCCUGCUAUCUGCAUAGAGCCGGACGCCCUUGACAUCAAUUUGACGGCUACUAUUUUGAACUUUGAUGAGAAUGAGAUUGUUACAAGUGACACGGCUGUUGCCAAGGCACGUAGCUCUGGUGGUGAUCAGGUGGUGAUAAGCUACUCUGAUGUGGACAGUAACAAUGGUCUUGACGACGUGUCACCUGACAAUAUAGAGGCAGCUCUGAGCAGUGAGGGGGCGACAGCUGAAGGUGCCACUGGGAACGCUAAUGACAGUGAGAUCCUGGAGUCCAUCACCAUCAAGAACCUUGACACAGGUGAGGUAAUGCCACUGAGUGCGGCUGAGGACAGGAUCCCCCGGGGCAACCAGUGGAACCCUCUCUCAGAGCACCUCAUCAGACGAUCAAAUGAGGAUCGACGUGCACCGAGCUCUGAGGAUAUCAGUGGAGACGAGUCUCAGCACAGGAGAAGACCAAGGAUUAAGAGAACGCUGAGGAAACUAACAAAAUCACUGGCUAUGAAGAUGCGUGAGAGACAAGCCGAGGAGAGUGCUAUGCCUCCGUUUGACCUGUCCCGCUCUCCAGAGGACCAACUCACUGUCAAGUACAAGCAAUCGUCCCACAAGCAAGGCAGUCAAGAGUUUGACCGCAUCAGGCUCAGGCAGGACCUCACUGGAAUACACCUGGGAGCCGUGUGGGUGAUGGAGUUCUCUGUGUGUGGGCGGUUACUGGCCACAGCCGGACAAGACAGUGUAGUGAGAGUGUGGGUGCUGCGGACGGCCUACCUGUUCUUCCAUGAGCUGCAGGCACAGUACCAACGACUAGGAGUGCACUCAUCAGUUGACAGCCUCAGUGAGAAGGCUAGCGUGGCCAGUAGCAGUAGCAAGAGCUCAGAGGAGGAUGAUGCGACUCUGUUGCAACAGCCGUUCCGUGAGACUCCCCUGUGUAUGUACUAUGGGCACACAGCUGACGUGCUGGACCUCACCUGGUCAAAGAAUUUCUUCCUGCUCUCAAGUUCAAUGGACAAGACUGUAAGGUUGUGGCACAUUUCAAGAAAGGAAUGUCUCUGUUGUUUCCAGCACGUGGACUUUGUCACAGCCAUUGCGUUCCAUCCAAGAGAUGAUCGAUAUUUCCUCAGUGGUUCUCUGGACGGCAAACUGCGAUUAUGGAACAUUCCUGACAAGAGAGUAGCCCUGUGGAAUGAAAUUGAGGGUAUUGGUGAGUCAUGUGACAUUGUGUUUCGACCUGAGAUAUCAUGUGAUCCACUCCUCUCAGGCUCACACCUCAUCACUGCUGCUAACUUCUGUAUGAAUGGAAAGAUGGCAGUGGUGGGGACGUACGAUGGACGUUGCAUCUUCUACGAAACUGAGCACCUCAAGUACCACACCCAGAUCCACGUUCGCUCACGUCACGGCAAAAACAGAGGCCGGAAAAUCAGCGGAAUUGAGCCGCUACCUGGAGAGGACAAGUUACUAGUAACAACCAAUGAUUCUCGGAUCAGGCUGUACAACCUCAAAGACCACACUCUCUCUUGCAAGUACAAGGGUUGCAUCAACACCAGCAGUCAGAUCAAGGCCACCUUCAGUCGAGAUGGCCAGUAUAUCAUCAGUGGCUCAGAGGACAACUUUGUGUACGUGUGGAAGACCCACCUUGACUUCACUAAGCUCACUUCUGUUAGGAGGGACAAGAAUGAAUAUUACGAGUGCUUCUCAACCCAUUCUGCCCCGGUGACAUCAGCAGUGUUUGCUCCAGUACCAGGUAUCUCUGUGGAUCAGGGGAUCAACGAAGUGGGUCACAUGAUAGUGGCAGCGGACUAUCAGGGCUGUAUCAAGAUUUAUGUCAGUGGAGAGAAACUCUGAUCAUAAAACCAUUAUAGAGUUUUAUUAUAAUCAACGAAGUUCUGUUAUGUGUUUUAGCUCAGUUCAUCAAAUUUUAUUAUUAUUAUUAUUAUUAUUAUUAUUAUUAUUAUUAUUAU